AUGUUCAGCCGCAUCAAGGACAAGUUCUCAGCCAAGAAGUCUUCCACCGAGAAUCACACUCAUCUCGACAUGGGCAACUCAAACUCAAACUCAAACUCAAACUCAAACACCAAGAACAACAAUCCCUUCCUCGAUGUUCCCGAGGAGGCUCCCCCUACUUAUGAGUUCACUCAAAAGACCGCUCCUCUUCUCGACAUUCCUCAGCGUGGAGCUUCACCUGCUCCUAGCAUGUCGAGCAUCACCAGUGCCGAAGAUAAAUACGCCUUCCUGUCUACUUUCGAUACCAUAUUUGUCAUUGACGACUCUGGAUCCAUGGCUGGUCGAUCGUGGAGGGAGGUUCGAGAGGCGCUGAGCACUAUUGCCCCGAUCUGUACUUCUCACGACCCCGAUGGUAUUGACGUCUACUUCCUGAACCAUCGAUCACCAGCCGCCGGAACUGGAGUUCAAGCACCUGGUGGAUAUUUCCAGAUCCGUGACGCCAACCAAGUCCAACGUCUGUUCGAGUCCGUCCGUCCCCGCGGAGCAACACCAACGGGCGCUCGUCUUCACAGCAUUCUCAAGCCCUACGUCGCCCAUCUCUCCCGCCGUGCGGCCAACAUUGACUCGACCAAGCCGGUCAACAUCAUCGUCAUCACCGACGGAUGUCCCACGGACGACCCGGAGAGUAUCAUCGUUCAUCACGCUAGGAAGCUUGAUCAGAUCGAGGCUCCUCCCCAUCAAGUUGGUAUUCAGUUCUUCCAGGUUGGCAACGAGCUUGGUGCCACUAAGGCUCUGCGUGAGCUCGACGAUGAUCUCGCUGAUCAGGGCAUUCGCGACAUGGUUGAUACAGCAACUUGGAAUUCCACUACUUCGGACAAUAGUAAGGCUUUGACCGCAGAUGGAAUUCUCAAGGUUGUUCUCGGUGCUGUUGUGCGACGCCUCGAUCGCAAGUCUACCCGUAGCUCUCCCCAGGGCCGUCGUCACUAA
Molecule: messenger RNA, 966 nt
Organism: Fusarium subglutinans
Lineage: Eukaryota; Fungi; Ascomycota; Sordariomycetes; Hypocreales; Nectriaceae
Exons: 1
Coding region: 1-966 (321 amino acids)
Source: RefSeq, a predicted model, not a curated record